Molecule: messenger RNA, 882 nt
Organism: Sphenostylis stenocarpa
Lineage: Eukaryota; Viridiplantae; Streptophyta; Magnoliopsida; Fabales; Fabaceae
Source: the annotation of a GenBank genome assembly
AUGGCUUCCGGUGAUCAGAAAUUCCCCCCUCAGAAACAACAAACACAGCCUGGGAAGGAACAUGUCAUGAAUCCAACACCCCAAUUCACUAGCCCUGACUACAAGCCUUCAAAUAAACUUCAAGGAAAGAUUGCACUAAUUACUGGUGGUGAUUCUGGGAUUGGACGAGCUGUGUCUAACUUGUUUUCGUUAGAAGGUGCAACUGUGGCCUUCACAUAUGUGAAGGGGCAAGAGGAUAAAGAUGCCAAGGACACUCUGGAAAUGAUAAGGAGGGGCAAGACUGCGGAUGCCAAGGAUCCAAUGGCCAUACCAACUGAUUUGGGUUAUGAUGAGAAUUGCAAGAGGGUGGUUGAAGAGGUGGUGAGUGCUUUUGGUCGUAUUGACAUUCUGAUCAACAAUGCAGCUGAGCAAUACGAGUGUGGAACUGUGGAGGAAAUAGAUGAGCCUAGGCUUGAGAGGGUCUUCCGAACCAAUAUCUUUUCCUAUUUCUUCUUGACCAGGCAUGCUUUAAAGCACAUGAAGGAGGGAAGCAGCAUAAUCAACACGACAUCAGUGAAUGCAUACAAGGGAAAUGCGAAACUACUGGAUUACACUUCCACUAAGGGAGCAAUUGUGGCCUUUACAAGGGGGCUUUCCCUUCAGCUGGUUAAUAAGGGAAUUCGGGUCAAUGGGGUGGCUCCAGGGCCCAUUUGGACACCAUUGAUACCAUCAUCUUUCAAGGAGGAGGAAACUGCACAAUUUGGAAGUCAAGUACCAAUGAAGAGAGCUGGUCAUCCUAUUGAGGUUGCACCAUCUUUUGUUUUUCUUGCUUCCAACCAAUGCUCCUCUUACAUAACUGGACAAGUCCUUCACCCCAAUGGUGGAACCAUUGUCAAUGGUUAA